UGCUCAGACGCUGCUGGAAAUGCCUGGGAAGGAGCCUGGCAUUCACCCCUUUAUGAGCGAACUGCUUUGCAAAUCAAGGUUUUUGGAAACAUGAAAGUUCUUGGACUUACUUUUUGAUGAGCCGUAGUAGAGGAUGAGUCGUUUUGGACGUCUUUUGUUGGGAUUUUUUCGCCUUUGACGCUCACAAGUUUAGACUGCUAACAUCUAAUGCUACGCCGACUUUUGCUAACGUUUGAGCGCUAGCAGUAGCAUUAGCCUAGCCUGCUAGGUAAAUAUCACGAACGCCUUUCGGUGGUUCCUGCAUCUGCGUCCACUUUACCAACAAAAACUGUGCCGUUAGUUGUCUUAUUGUAUCAUCGUUUUAUGAAAUACUUAAGUACAGUUCCCUCGAGUAAGAUAAGUGGCUUUGUGUUUCAUUUCACACCAUGCUAACUGUCUAUGCUUGUAUGCUAGCUGAUAUUAGCUAACGGUGCUGAGCCAGCCAGUAACUUCAGUAGGAUAUUCGGCGAGCUAACCACGACAGUUUUGUCUUUUAGAGUUAGCCUCUGCUUCUAAAGCAGUUAGCUUGCAGUCAUGUUUGAAAUGGAGACACAUAUCUCGUGCCUUUUCCCGGAGAUCUUGGCCAUUAUUUUUAGUUAUCUGGACGUUAAAGACAAAGGGAGAGUAGCCCAAGUGUGCGCGGCCUGGCGAGACGCGUCCUACCACAAGUCCGUGUGGAGGGGGGUAGAAGCCAAGCUCCAUCUGCGGCGAGCCAACCCGUCUCUGUUCCCUAGCCUGCAGACCAGAGGGAUCAAGAAAGUUCAGAUUCUCAGCCUAAGGCGAAGUCUGAGCUACGUUAUUCAAGGGAUGCCGCACAUCGAAAGCCUUAACCUGUGUGGGUGUUUCAACCUGACAGACAACGGACUCGGACAUGCCUUUGUGCAGGACAUCCCGUCCCUGCGGGUACUGAACCUUAGCCUUUGUAAACAGAUCACUGACUCCAGCCUGGGCAGGAUUGCUCAGUACCUCAAAAACCUGGAGGUGCUUGAAUUUGGGGGGUGCAGUAAUAUCACAAACACGGGCCUGUUGCUGAUUGCAUGGGGCUUGCACAGACUGAAGAGUCUUAACCUGCGCAGCUGCAGGCAUGUAUCCGACGUGGGCAUCGGUCACCUGUCUGGUAUGACCCGUAGCGCAGCAGAGGGCUGCCUGGCCCUAGAGAAGUUAACCUUACAGGACUGCCAGAAACUCACUGACCUUUCUCUCAAACAUGUCUCCAAGGGCCUUAACAAGCUCAAAGUGCUAAACCUCAGCUUCUGUGGAGGGAUUUCUGACGCAGGCAUGAUCCAUCUUUCACACAUGACCCACCUGUGCAGCCUGAACCUACGGUCAUGUGACAACAUCAGUGACACAGGGAUAAUGCAUCUAGCCAUGGGCUCGCUCCGGCUGUCUGGACUUGAUGUCUCCUUUUGUGACAAGAUCGGAGACCAAAGCCUGGCUUACAUCGCACAGGGGCUGUAUCAGCUCAAGUCUCUCUCUCUGUGCUCCUGUCACAUCAGCGAUGAUGGCAUCAACAGGAUGGUGCGCCAGAUGCACGAACUCAGGACUCUCAACAUCGGACAGUGUGUGAGGAUCACAGACAAAGGGUUGGAGUUGAUAGCUGACCACCUGACCCAGCUGACAGGGAUUGAUCUGUAUGGAUGUACAAAGAUCACCAAGAGGGGUCUGGAGAGGAUAACGCAGCUGCCGUGCCUUAAAGUGUUAAACCUUGGACUGUGGCAGAUGACGGAGAGUGAGAGAGUGAGGUGAAAGCUCUCCUGUUGGGCUCAGUAAUGUACUAAGAGGGACUGCCUGUAUUCAUUAUUAAUUUUACCUUUUUACGCUGUGACUAAAAACAAGGCGAGGGACUCUGCAUUGAUCACUGGAAUAUUGUUGUAAUACUCCACUCUCUUAGUCACAUUAAGUUUCAGCCUUGUGCUCCUUUUCAUGUGCAUUGUUUUAUCUUAGCCUGUGUACAGUUCUUACUCUCUAGCUACCUCACCUGUCAAACACAGGAGUGCCUACUAUCGCUAAAUAAUAAAUUACUUUGCUUAUUUUUGUGACUUACAUACCAAUGGAGAUUUUGAUAUUUAUAGUCUCAUUGAAGCAAACAGGUGUUUUAACUCUUAACAGAAAGGCUGGAGUACCUUGGACUGAAAUUUUGAUAGAUUGUCUUUACGGUUGAUUUAUUUUUUACUUGUGUAACCGAUAUUUUUUUGUAUUGAAUGACUUGUUGACAAAAUUGUACUUCAAAUUGAAGUGGGUGGAUCACUCCUAUCUUUGUUUACCUGUGUAUAGUGGCUGUCGUAUUCCUAUGUAUGAAUGCUACUCCUUCAAAGGUUCAUCAACAUAGCUACUGUAAGGCGUAGUCAUUAACAGCUGCCAAGGCUAUAUGCAAUACCUUAAGAACUGUUUAUCAGUGUUUUUUCUCCUGAGGAGCUUCCAACAAUAGUGUCGGAGUAUUUGUUUAAAAAAUCAGUAAUUUAAUAUUGUUUUAUAUUCAUACAGUAGUGAUAUUUAUGAAUAAAGAUGACAGAUAUGUUUCA
Messenger RNA from Cheilinus undulatus (humphead wrasse), 2561 nucleotides. RefSeq names its product F-box/LRR-repeat protein 14-like. The record is from RefSeq and is a predicted model, not a curated record. Gene Ontology annotation, cellular component: SCF ubiquitin ligase complex. Bases 574 to 1785 code for a protein of 403 amino acids. The transcript has a single exon. Gene Ontology annotation, molecular function: protein binding. NCBI's taxonomy places the organism in Eukaryota, Metazoa, Chordata, Actinopteri, Labriformes, Labridae. Gene Ontology annotation, biological process: SCF-dependent proteasomal ubiquitin-dependent protein catabolic process.